Messenger RNA from Castor canadensis (American beaver), 2398 nucleotides. The record is from RefSeq and is a predicted model, not a curated record. Lineage: Eukaryota; Metazoa; Chordata; Mammalia; Rodentia; Castoridae.
GGACAAACAAAAGGAGGCGCCUGAGGAGCGCAGCGUCCGGCGGCGGGACGGGGCGGCCAAAGGCUGGGGCUGCCUGCUGGGCGGCCGGGCGAGGCAGGCCCAGGGCGGCAGUGUCCAUGGAGCAAAAGGAAUGCCGGGACUCCACACAGACAGACGGGGACCAGCCUCAGCACCCACAGCCAACGUACAGAUAGCAGAGCCGCCUCAGGGUUGAACCAUGAUUCCAGUGACAGAGCUCCGCUACUUUGCGGACACACAGCCAGCAUACCGGAUUCUGAAGCCAUGGUGGGACGUGUUCACUGACUACAUUUCCAUUGUCAUGCUCAUGAUUGCUGUCUUUGGGGGAACACUGCAGGUCACCCAGGACAAGAUGAUCUGCCUGCCUUGUAAAUGGGUCACCAAGGACUCCUGCAAUGACUCCUUCCGGGGCUGGGCAGCUGCCAGCUUGGAGCCCACCUACCCCAACUCCACAAUCCUGCCGACCCCUGACACGGGCCCCACGGGCAUCAAGUACGACUUGGACCGCCACCAGUACAACUAUGUGGACGCUGUGUGCUAUGAGAACCGCCUGCACUGGUUUGCCAAGUACUUUCCCUACCUCGUGCUCCUCCACACCCUCAUCUUCCUGGCCUGUAGCAACUUCUGGUUCAAGUUCCCGCGCACCAGCUCAAAGCUGGAGCAUUUUGUGUCUAUCCUACUCAAGUGCUUCGAUUCGCCUUGGACCACAAGGGCCCUAUCGGAGACAGUGGUGGAGGAGAGCGACCCCAAGCCGGCCUUCAGCAAGAUGAACGGCUCCAUGGACAAGAAGUCAUCAACAGUGAGUGAGGACGUGGAAGCCACUGUGCCUAUGUUGCAGCGGACCAAGUCACGAAUCGAGCAGGGCAUCGUGGACCGCUCAGAGACAGGUGUGCUGGACAAGAGAGGGGAGCAGGCCAAGGCACUAUUUGAAAAGGUGAAAAAGUUUCGGACCCACGUGGAGGAAGGGGACAUCGUAUACCGCCUCUACAUGCGGCAGACCAUCAUCAAGGUGAUCAAAUUCAUCCUCAUCAUCUGCUACACCGUCUACUAUGUACACAACAUCAAGUUCGACGUGGACUGCACUGUGGACAUCGAGAGCCUGACGGGCUACCGAACUUACCGGUGUGCCCACCCUCUGGCCACGCUCUUCAAGAUCCUGGCGUCCUUCUACAUCAGCCUGGUCAUCUUCUACGGCCUCAUCUGCAUGUACACACUCUGGUGGAUGCUGCGACGCUCCCUCAAGAAGUACUCAUUUGAGUCGAUCCGUGAGGAGAGCAGCUACAGUGACAUCCCUGACGUCAAGAACGACUUCGCCUUCAUGCUGCACCUCAUUGAUCAGUAUGACCCGCUGUACUCGAAGCGCUUCGCCGUCUUCCUGUCAGAGGUGAGUGAGAACAAGCUGCGCCAGCUGAACCUCAACAAUGAGUGGACGUUGGACAAGCUGCGGCAGCGCCUCACCAAAAACGCGCAGGACAAGCUGGAGCUGCACCUGUUCAUGCUCAGUGGCAUCCCCGACACCGUAUUUGACCUGGUGGAGCUGGAGGUCCUCAAGCUGGAGCUCAUCCCUGAUGUGACCAUCCCGCCCAGCAUCGCCCAGCUUACUGGCCUCAAGGAGCUGUGGCUGUACCACACCGCAGCCAAGAUCGAGGCUCCUGCCCUGGCCUUUCUGCGUGAAAACCUGCGGGCACUGCACAUCAAGUUCACUGAUAUCAAGGAGAUCCCACUGUGGAUCUACAGCCUGAAGACACUGGAGGAGCUGCACUUGACAGGCAACCUGAGUGCAGAGAACAACCGCUAUAUCGUCAUCGACGGGCUGCGGGAGCUCAAGCGCCUCAAGGUGCUGCGGCUCAAGAGCAACCUGAGCAAGUUGCCACAAGUGGUCACAGACGUGGGCGUGCACCUGCAGAAGCUGUCCAUCAACAACGAGGGCACCAAGCUCAUCGUCCUCAACAGCCUCAAGAAAAUGGUGAACCUGACAGAGCUGGAGUUGAUCCGCUGUGACCUGGAGCGCAUCCCCCACUCCAUCUUCAGUCUCCACAACCUGCAGGAGAUUGACCUCAAGGACAACAACCUCAAGACUAUCGAGGAGAUCAUCAGCUUCCAGCACCUGCACCGCCUCACCUGCCUUAAGCUGUGGUACAACCACAUCGCCUACAUCCCCAUCCAGAUUGGCAAUCUCACCAACCUCGAGCGCCUCUACCUGAACCGCAACAAGAUCGAGAAGAUCCCCACCCAGCUCUUCUACUGCCGCAAGCUGCGCUACCUAGACCUCAGUCACAACAACCUGACCUUCCUCCCCGCUGACAUUGGCCUCCUGCAGAACCUCCAGAAUCUGGCUGUCACGGCCAAUCGGGUGAGUGGCCCGGGCAGGGUGCAGUGA